CUGUGAAUGCAUCUGGUCGAUGAGCUCAACAGCAUAAGCCACUUGCCCAUGUGCUGCCAUGCUCGUUCAGCUCAACUUGGGCAUGAGCACGUGCUCUAUUGAACGCUGAACAGAAGCUUUGUUUUUUUACUGGUUUUACACCAUCCGCUCUCUAAAUACCACUGCGCUCCGGCUGCUUACUGCUAGCGAGUACAAAGGUAGAGGAAAAUGGAUUUCUACCUUAUACUGGCGAUCCUCAUCUCCCUGGCCCUCUCGACAACCGCAGCGGAGAACUCGCCAGCGCCGGCGAAAUCAUCCUCGAACCCAUUCACCGAAAAGGCCGCACUUCUCCGUUACUGGAACCGAAAAAUCCCCAACUCUUCUCGCCAUCCACAGUUCCUCGUCUCCAAGCUUACGCCGCUCUCCAUCUCCGACGCCGCCAAGUUCUCCACCAUUGCCGCGUCCGACCCCUUCAAACUUUCCUCGAGCCUCCCUUCCUUCUGCUCCGCCGCCGCCCUCCUCUGCACCACUGAAUUAACCCCAUCCCUUGCUUCCCAUCCCAGCGACUCAGCUUUCUCCAGCUACGAAAACAGCAACUUUUCCAACUACGCGAACACCGCCAGCGAAGGCCUGUCUUCCUUCAAAAACUACUUCGGGAAUGAGGUCCCGUUAAGCACGUUCAACCGCUACGGUCACGACUCCGGUGGACACAACGACUCCUUCGCCAAGUACGGCCCCGGAAACGUCGACACCGGUGCCAAUUUCACCUCUUAUGGAGCCAAUUCAGCUUCCGGAAACGAUAAAUUCAACGUAUACGCCAAUUCCACUGACGGCGUUGCCCUAGGGUUCACCAACUACGUCACCAAUGCAUCCGGCCGGAUUGCCGGAUUUGUACAUUACGGGGACGAUUCCAACGUUGGCCAGCAGAUCUUUUCCAGAUACGGCAAGGACGGCAGUGGAACAGCAUCUGACUUCACCACUUAUGCCCACAAAUAUUCUAAUAUAAUUGAAAGUGGUUUCUCCCAUUACGGCGAGAACGCCGCCGGGAACGUGGAUAACUUCAAAACCUAUUCCGAACACGCCAACAUCCCCAACAAUCAUUUCGAAUCAUACGGCUCUGGCACCACCGAUGGAACCGAAAGAUUCACCACCUACCGCCAUCAAUCCAACAUCGGUGAUGAUUCAUUUACUUCCUAUGAGAAGGACGGCAUCUUUGGUACCGCAGAAUUCAACAAUUACGGUAAUGAAAGCUCGGGCACCGAUGCCUUCAAGGGCUAUGGCGAGAAUUCCACAUAUGGUAACAUUACCUUUAAGUCCUACUUCGAGGACGAUACGACAUUCAAGGGCUACGCGAAUACAGGGAUCGAUUUCAAAUCUUACCACAAUUCCUCAUCCGCUAAAAUCCACACGGAGUCGAGGCAUCCCCAGGUUAAUCAGCGGGUAGAGGCUGGAAAGUUCUUCAGAGAAAGCAGCCUGAAAAAGGGGACGGUAAUGCCGAUGCCGGACAUUCAUGAUCGGAUGCAGCCGCGUUCGUUCCUUCCGCGUUCGAUCGCUGGAAAGAUCCCUUUGUCCGUCACCGCCGUAACAGAAAUCUUCAAGAUUCCUCCUGGCACUGCCAUGGCUAAGGCAGUGGCUUCAACGGUAGCGGACUGCGAAAGGCUGCCCAGCCGUGGGGAGACGAAGCGUUGCGCGACUUCGGCCGAGGACAUGAUCGACUUCGCCGUCUCUACCCUCGGCAGUAAUGUUGAAGUGAGAUCCUCGACGAACACGAAGGGCUCUAAGGGAAAUAUCCUCAUCGGUGAGGUGAAAGGGGUGAACGGAGGUAACAUUACUGAAUCGGUGAGCUGUCACCAGAGCUUGUUUCCGUACCUGGUUUACUAUUGCCACUCUGUCCCGAGAGUGCGCGUUUAUGAAGCUGAAAUUUUGGCCGUUGAUAGCAAGGAGGAGAUCAAUCAUGGGAUCGCCAUCUGUCAUAUCGACACGUCGGAUUGGAGCCCUAACCACGGGGCGUUCGUGGCGCUGGGACCGGGGCCGGGGAAAAUCGAGGUGUGCCAUUGGAUAUAUGAGGGGGACAUGACGUGGACGGUACGUGAUCCUGCAUGAGCGAAGCUGGCCACCUUCCCAGUCCCAUGCAAUCUUCUUGUCCCGCCAGACUCCUAAGCGAGUGGGCCUAUCAUAUGCUUCUUAUCUGUAUCAGACUUUAAUA
Dendrobium catenatum is the source of this 2185-nucleotide messenger RNA. RefSeq names its product BURP domain-containing protein 12-like. Bases 208 to 2082 code for a protein of 624 amino acids. The transcript has a single exon. The record is from RefSeq and is a predicted model, not a curated record. NCBI's taxonomy places the organism in Eukaryota, Viridiplantae, Streptophyta, Magnoliopsida, Asparagales, Orchidaceae.